CAAACAAAUUGAAAGAGAAAAGGCUGCAAGUACAAAAAAGCGAAUGUUAUUAAGUGAAAAUGAACAUUUACAAUCUACUCUAAGGAUCAGAAUAAGUCGAAAGGAAGUACUACAAGACAAUAAAAAAGAAAUUGGGAAACUACAGGAAAGUAUAUCAUCUAUUAGUGUACAGAUGCUUAAAAUGCGACCUUCUGACAAUAAAGAAGUGAAGUCCACACAGACAGUGCUAUCAUUCAGUGGAUCUAUCUGUGUAGCUCAAGAUGAUUAUAGUGAAACAACUAUUUCAUUCAAAAAGGGUGAACUACUUCAGUUAAGUACAAAUGGACAUGAGGUACAAUCACUGGAGACUGGACAGAAGAGUGCUGUUCCAAUGAAAUACAUUGGAUACUCAAGAGUAGAAUUACUUUACUUGUUUCAGUUUGUGAUGACGACAGGGACAGGAUUGUCACUCCUACCUGGUCACUUUCAACUUGAUGAUGAAGAAAAAGCAGAGUAUUUUAUACUAAAAAUUACUAAAGAUCGUACUCUACUACAAUCAUUGAGGGAAUCAAUCACAAAAUAUAAAUUAUUCAAGGCUAGUUAUAACUUUGAAGCACAAACCUCAGAUAACUUAACUUUAAAGAAAGGAGAAGUAGUUAAAGUUGUUAAAUAUCAUGAAGAUGAUGAAAGAUGGUGGUAUAUGCAUUCACUUCAUACAGAUGAAGAAGGAUAUGUCCCAAUAAAUUAUAUAACACCAAUUGAAGGAAAAUGCUCACUAAUGUCCUACAAGUACAUCUACUAUCAUACAGUGAGUCGUGAUGAAGCAGAGGAGAGACUGAGUCAAGCAAACACUCAAUCAGGUACUUUCCUAAUUAGAGAGAGCAUAUCUGGAAUGAAUACUCUCUCGGUUAAAGAUGAAGUCACUAUCAGGCACUACCAUAUAUACAUUGAGAAUAAUAAGUAUUACAUGAACCCUCGAGUCAAGUUUGUCUCACUCAAUGACCUGGUACAUCACUACAUGAUGAAAGCUGAUGGUCUGACCUGCUCACUAACAGUUCCUAUACCCAAACAAGUAAACAUACCCAUUGCAAUGAAUAAAGAGUUAGAAAUUAAUGAGCUGGAUAUCGAGUUUGAACAAUGCAUAAAUGCUGGACAGUUUGGAGAGACAUGGAAGGGUAAUUGUAAAGGUAAAGGGCCAGUUAUUAUUAAGACAAACAUAGCAACAAAUAUCACACAAGAAACAUUCAUUAAAGAGGCAUACGUAUUGCUAAAACUUUAUCAUAAGAACAUCAUCAGUCUAUAUGGUGUUUGUACUGAAGACUAUCCUUUUUAUAUUGUAACAGAGCCAAUGAAUGAAAAUCUCAAAGAUUACCUAACUACAAAUAAUCCUACACCAGCAGAGUUGGUAGAUAUUGCUAUUCAAGUUACUGAUGGUAUGAUUUAUCUAGGAGAACAAGAUUACAUUCAUUGUGAUCUAAGAGCUAUCAAUAUACUAUUAGGAGACCGUAACACUGUCAAGAUAGCAAACUUUCAUCUUGCCCAACACCUCAACAGCAAUAAAUACUGGAUUGUUAAGGAAGGUACUACGCUAGCUUUUAAAUGGACAGCACCUGAAUGCCAUACCUCAAAACAACUAAGUAUUAAAUCUGAUGUUUGGUCAUUUGGUAUAUUACUAUGGGAACUGGCUACCAAAGGAAAAAUACCAUAUCCUGGUAUGACUAAUGCACAAGUACAGGAAUCAGUAUCAAGAGGUUAUCAUAUGCCCAUACCCCAAGAUUGUACUGAACCAUUUAAACAACUUAUGAUAAACUGCUGGAAACGUAGUGAAGACAAGAGGCCAAGCUUUAAGAAAAUUUUAGUUUACUUGUCACAUACUCAUGAUACUGAAUAAUACAUAUUUUACAUGAAUUUCUUACAAUUUGGGGUUGUAGCCCCAGGUCGUUCCUAUUUUAUCCACAUUAAAACAAUUUAUGCUUAUACACAA
Amphimedon queenslandica is the source of this 1963-nucleotide messenger RNA. RefSeq names its product tyrosine-protein kinase STK-like. Gene Ontology annotation, molecular function: ATP binding; protein kinase activity; protein binding. The record is from RefSeq and is a predicted model, not a curated record. Gene Ontology annotation, biological process: protein phosphorylation. The coding region runs from base 44 to 1870 and encodes 608 amino acids. The transcript is spliced from 6 exons. Lineage: Eukaryota; Metazoa; Porifera; Demospongiae; Haplosclerida; Niphatidae.